AUUCGUGAGCAAUUAAACUUAGCCCUCCCUAGUAAAGUAUUGUUUCAUUUGGGCCGUGCAGGCAGGUUAUACAGGUUCUUUAUCUGCAGUAGUCCAGUGUUUACACACACUCUGCGUCAGAAGCUGAGAGACGAAGAGCUGAAGACAUGGCGCAAACGUUUAAAGGAAAUAAAGGAGACCUGAUAGAGAUCAACCGUGGGCCCUAUCAGCACUGGGCCGUCUACAUCGGAGGAAAUGAAGUGGUUCAUUUCACUACAGAUGGUGGUCAGUCAUCUGGCUCGUCAGCAAAUCUGGGCAGCAGCACUGGAAAAGUGAAGCGUGAGAAGCUCGCCAAUGUGGUCGGCAAUCACCGUUACCAGAUCAACAAUCUGCUGGAUAAAAGCCGUAAGGCUCGUGAUCCCUCUGUCAUAGUGAAGGAGGCCUGUGCAAUGGUGGGCAGUGAGCCACAGUACAACUUUGUCACUUACAACAGUGAACACUUUGCUACCGAGAUGCGAUACGGCGAGGCAGGGUCUCAGCAGUGUAAAGGAAAUAAAGGAGACCUGAUCGAGAUCUUUCGUAAGGGCUAUCAGCACUGGGCCGUCUACAUCGGAGGACAAGAAGUGGUUCAUUUCGGUACAGAGGGUGGUCAGUCAUCUGGCUCGUCGGUGAGUCUGAGCAGCAGCCCCGGAAUAGUAUUGCAAGAAAAGUUUUCCAAAGUGGUCGGCGAUGACCGUUACAAGGUCAACAAUCUGCUGGAUAAAAAGUACAAGCCUCGUGAUCCUUCCAUCAUAGUGAAGGAGGCCUGUGCGAUGGUGGGCAGUGAGCUGCAGUACGACCUUGUCACUAACAACUGUGAGCACUUUGCUACCGAGAUGCGAUACGGCAAGGCAGAGUCUCGUCAGGUUCAGGGAGCUGUUACCACAGGCAUAUCAAUUGUUUCCACCUCAGGCGUUGGAGCCUCAUACUUAUCCAAGUAGUUGGGGAACUUGCAGUCUGUGCAGCUCUGAUUCGCAGUCGUUCCAGCAGUUAAGAGGAAGAGGAAGACAACAAGAAUAAAACAAGAACAAACACUGGCAACAAUGAAUGUUGGUAUGUAGCUGACAGUGAUUAUGAUUUAAAAAAAUGUAAUAAACGAUUUCACUUGUGCAAUCUGGAGAGAAAAGGGUUUCAACACAGUUGAAAGACUUGACUUGAAUCAGAUAAGACAAUGAGGCAUUAAAUCAUCUGGAUGAUUAGACUCAAGGCACAUCUCUUCAGACUUCACCUUGGAUAAAAGAUAAACAAUAUAUACUUCUAUAUCUGUUUAGUAGCACCUCUAUAUAUCUAGUAGCACUUACAUAACACUUACAUAUAGAACUUUGUAGUUUGGCUUUAUUCAAUCAAAUUGUACUUGAUUCUUGUUGCUCUGGGUUUGUUCUCUCAUGGUUGAUGCUCUUAUUGUUGCUUUGGAUAAAAGCAUCAGCUAAUUGAAAUGUAAUGUGAUUUGAUGUGAGGGAUUUUUCUUUGUCUUUCAUGUAAUUCUUCACUUUUUAAAAGGAUCAAAUAAUCAUUUGAACACAAUUUAUUUGCAAUAAAACACAAUUUAAGAUAAAUUUCUUCAGUGAAAAUGAUUUUCCUCAUUUAAAAUAUAUAUUUAGCAAAGACAUUUAUCACAUGUUUCUAUUUUCUCAUCCCACUAAUUUAUUGCGUAUUGAUCAAUUCUUCAUUAUAUUUUUAAUGCAAUAAUCAAAGUAUAAUUAAAUGAAAACUAUCUUCCCAA
This is a messenger RNA of Pleuronectes platessa (European plaice), 1741 nucleotides long. Its product is annotated as phospholipase A and acyltransferase 1. Bases 147 to 959 code for a protein of 270 amino acids. Gene Ontology annotation, biological process: N-acylphosphatidylethanolamine metabolic process. The record is from RefSeq and is a predicted model, not a curated record. Lineage: Eukaryota; Metazoa; Chordata; Actinopteri; Pleuronectiformes; Pleuronectidae. The transcript has 6 exons. Gene Ontology annotation, cellular component: cytoplasm. Gene Ontology annotation, molecular function: glycerophospholipid phospholipase A1 activity; A2-type glycerophospholipase activity.